Ruditapes philippinarum (Manila clam) is the source of this 800-nucleotide messenger RNA. Its product is annotated as small ribosomal subunit protein uS4. Gene Ontology annotation, cellular component: cytosolic small ribosomal subunit. Gene Ontology annotation, biological process: positive regulation of translational fidelity; translation. The transcript has 5 exons. The coding region runs from base 169 to 744 and encodes 191 amino acids. The record is from RefSeq and is a predicted model, not a curated record. Gene Ontology annotation, molecular function: rRNA binding; structural constituent of ribosome. Lineage: Eukaryota; Metazoa; Mollusca; Bivalvia; Venerida; Veneridae.
UUACAUUAAUAUUGACAGACUGUUUUUCAAACUUAUAUACAGACGUAUGUUUAUCACAAAAAAAGUAUUUAAAACCACUUGUCAGUUAUUGCGGUUUAAUAUACUAACGGACUAUUUCUAAUUUCAUCCUUUCUCACGUGGUAGCCGUAUCGGGCAUAAAAAUUCAAGAUGCCAAGAGUACCGCUCGUACAGCACAAGACGUACACAACCCCUAGACGUCCCUUUGAAAAGGAACGUCUUGACCAGGAGUUGAAACUUAUUGGAGAAUAUGGUUUAAGAAACAAGCGUGAAGUCUGGAGAGUGAAAUAUGCUCUUGCCAAAAUCAGAAAGUCUGCCAGAGAACUCCUCACUUUGGAAGAGAAAGACCCAAAGAGAUUGUUUGAGGGUAAUGCCCUUUUGCGUCGUCUGGUAAGAAUUGGAGUGUUGGACGAAUCCAAGAUGAAGCUCGAUUUUGUGUUGGGUUUACGUGUUGAGGAUUUCUUGGAGAGACGUUUACAGACACAAGUUUUCAAACUUGGAUUGGCUAAGAGUAUUCAUCAUGCUCGUGUGUUGAUUAGACAGAGACAUAUCAGAGUACGUAAACAAGUUGUGAACAUCCCAUCAUUUGUGGUCCGUCUGGACUCCCAGAAACACAUUGACUUUGCUCUUACAUCUCCAUAUGGUGGUGGACGUGCUGGUCGUGUAAAGAGGAAGAAUGCCAAGAAGGGCUCUGGUGGUGGUGAUGAGGAGGAAGAUGAAGAUUAAUUUACACGUCUUUGCUGUUAUAACAUGUACAGCUAAUUAAUAAAGAGAAAAACUGA